Messenger RNA from Lentinula edodes (shiitake mushroom), 894 nucleotides. RefSeq names its product P-loop containing nucleoside triphosphate hydrolase protein. Gene Ontology annotation, molecular function: ATP binding; ATP hydrolysis activity. The transcript has 8 exons. The record is from RefSeq and is a predicted model, not a curated record. Bases 1 to 894 code for a protein of 297 amino acids. NCBI's taxonomy places the organism in Eukaryota, Fungi, Basidiomycota, Agaricomycetes, Agaricales, Omphalotaceae.
AUGUCUGGAUCCGACCUCCCUGCCAUCGACAUACAACAGCUGACAUUCACUCACACCACUCCAGGUGCCCUUCUCUCCGACAAGCCCUUCGUUGCUCUACGUGAUGUGAACUUUAGCCUACCUCGCGGCAGUCGCACACUCCUUGUAGGAGGGAACGGAGCAGGGAAGAGUACGUUACUGUACAUCUUAGCGGGAAAACGCAUGAUACAGAAAGGCUCUGUCAAAGUGCUUGGACGCGAUGUGUUCAAAGAUUUUCCUCCGAAUGUCGUAUACCUUGGUACAGAAUGGGCGAUGAAUACAGGGACUCGAGGUGAUAUCGUGGUGUCCGACUUUUUGAACAGCGUAGGUGGAUAUAGACACAAGGAGCGCCGAGACCACCUCCUUGAUAUUCUGGAUAUUAACCUUGAUUGGCAUAUGCAUCACAUUUCAGAUGGCGAGAGAAGGCGAGUUCAACUUUGUAUGGGACUAAUGGGAGAGUGGGAUAUCUUGCUACUAGAUGAGGUUACUGUCGAUUUGGAUGUGCUUGUCCGAGAUCAGCUCCUGGAGUUCCUACAGCAAGAGACCAUAGAGCGCAAUGCGACUGUUGUGUAUGCAACCCAUAUCUUCGAUGGUCUGAAUACAUUUCCGACGCAUAUAGCGCACAUGUGCGACGGGCAAUUCACCUUGAACCCAACCCCGUGGCCGCUCCGGGACUUGGACAAUCUACUUGAAGAUCCAAAAGCCAAGGAACACUUUUUAAAAUCAGGAUCGUCAAUUCAUGCUUUGGCACUUACCUGGCUUUCAAAUGAUAGAACUGUAAGAGUGCAAGCGGAAAAAGAAGGGAAACGACGUAAAGUUAGAGGUGCUCGGGCUCAGACGAUUCCCUCAGAUUCGGAAACCUUUUACAAAAAGUGA